Molecule: messenger RNA, 620 nt
Organism: Lindgomyces ingoldianus
Lineage: Eukaryota; Fungi; Ascomycota; Dothideomycetes; Pleosporales; Lindgomycetaceae
Exons: 2
Coding region: 59-394 (111 amino acids)
Biological process (GO): mitochondrial outer membrane translocase complex assembly; protein insertion into mitochondrial outer membrane
Cellular component (GO): mitochondrial outer membrane
Source: RefSeq, a predicted model, not a curated record
GUCGCAUCCAUGCUCUCUCAGUAGCUCCGCUCGUGCCCCUAUCUUCCGCCAUUCCGCCAUGUUCAUGACCAAUAGCGAAUCCUUCAUCGAGCCCGCAGCCAGCUCCUCAGAUGCCGACGACAUCGAUUCGCUCCCCUCCUCGUCUACAGCUUCGUCUGUAUCCGACGAUGAAUACGUAUCAGACGCCGAGCGCGAGUGGCGAGAAUCGUUGCAGCAGCUCGAACUGCUGCUAACCAUGGUGGUAGUGCCGUACGUAGGGAAAUACUUUGGGAGAAAAUGCGCCUAUUGGGGCUGGGCCAAGUUCAUGGAAUGGAAAUACCCUAUCCAAAUCGUCGUCACCAGUCCGAAGCUGUUCAAAGGCGCAGGAGCCAUCGAGGCCGUGGCCUCAUUGUAAGGGACAUACGAGUUGAAGCAAUUACGUGAGCUUGGGUAUAGCAAUAGGGUCAUAGCAUACGGCAACAUCAUUGGCGUUUUGGGGACCUUUCGUUUCAGCAUCUGUACGGGUUGCACACUUACGCGUAUGGAAUAAGCCUGCUCAGCUUCACAGAGGAUAGGCAAUAGAACCAUAUCGGCACAUUCUCUACGGAUAGGGCCGGUGUUUUUGUUCGUGUCGAUUUUAG